This is a messenger RNA of Rhizoctonia solani, 5817 nucleotides long. Its product is annotated as start domain-containing protein. The transcript is spliced from 13 exons. The record is from RefSeq and is a predicted model, not a curated record. NCBI's taxonomy places the organism in Eukaryota, Fungi, Basidiomycota, Agaricomycetes, Cantharellales, Ceratobasidiaceae. Gene Ontology annotation, molecular function: lipid binding. The coding region runs from base 1 to 5817 and encodes 1938 amino acids.
AUGGCUCCCAAUGGGCACAUUAUCUCUGUGUCUUCUUCUGAAUCUUACUCAAGUGAUUCACUAAACAAAGGCAACCUGGGUAAUCAUGAUAUACUAUCGAGGUUCAACAACAAGGUCGGAGCUACCCUAUCGUUGGGUGAAACGAUGCAGCUAUAUCGUCGUUCAAAGGUGGCCCAGGUCGUGUGGUCGAUGGCACUGCAACGUCGGCUUUCUACGACGGAGGGUGGAAAGGUAUCACAGUACACUCCUGUCAUCCUGCCUGGCGGUUUUGGGGAAAUGUUCGAUAUACCCUCAAUGUUGUUCAAGUUCAAAGUGUCAGUAUUUGGUAUUUCAAAUGAAGAAGGAGCCGCGAAUAUUGUCUGGCUUGCAGUUGCACCUGAGCCAGCAAGUCCUGGGAUGGAAGGUCUGUUCUGGGAUCGUAUGGAGUGGAAAUGGGUUCGGCCAUGGGGUCUUGACGUCAAGCUUCAGGAUGAGCUAUGGGAUAUUUGCGGUCUGGGCAGCAACCUGCCACCCACCUACGGUGAUCAACUCGGUUAUCCUGAGACUCACUUGACGGCCAUGUCGGAUGGUGCACGACUUCAUGAAUUAUGGGCGUCUGCGUUAUCCGAUGCGGCCACCACACUCAAGAGCCUAGUUGGCUCGAAUGGAUGGGUGCGUGUUAGCACAAGUAAUGGUGGGAACGGGUCUCUACACAAGAAAGGAAACGUGUUUCGUGCUGUGAUGGAGAUCGACGAAGGCGGAUGCCCCGGCGUUGAUGAAUGGAGGGCGAUAUUCUCUUCGCCCGAGCUACGAAAGGAAUGGGACGUCAUGACAGACAAAGUUCAUGUGUUGGAAGUCCUCGAUCCUGCCACACGUGUAAUCAAGACAGAUAUGCUUUGGGAUGGCCGGCCAAUCUCUCGGACAGUCCAUGACGCAUCAACCAUCAUCGAUAUAUCAACAUCACUUCCUCGUUCUCCAGAAGAGCCUGCCUAUCUUCGUCCUUCGCCCCCCUAUGUCAGAUCCCAUGUGCAUUUGCAAGCAUGGUGUAUCCAACUCCCAACCUCCACGUCUUCAAAAACGCGAAUCACUCUCUUCUGGCAGCACGAUCUCCGCAACGCCUUUAGUCUAUCCUCUUCUUCACCGAGUACUACCCUCCCUGCUCUCCUCCCUGCUAUCUAUUCAAUGGCCUGUGAACGAGCAACUCGGGCACCACUUCUCCAGAGGUGGGGCCCGCGAUCGGUAAUCGACGCAGUAUCGUACGACACAGGCAGGGCGGCGUUGAGGGUUGAUUACACAAUCCUUCCUGAGGACGAACAUGGGGAGGGGAAUCCAGGGGCGGGCCAAAGAGAAGUCGAGUUGCGAAUCUCUCCAUUACAUGCAUGGGAGGCACAGAUUUCAACGCGAGCAGCGAGCGAAGCUGUCUCCAAUCUGCCUUGGACUGUAAAUGCUUCUCGUAGUGGAUCUGGUGAUGAAAACAACAACGAAGACGCUGAUCGGACCGUGAUGCGGAUCACUCAUCCACCGGUCCCAGCAAACUCGGCGUCAUCUCUUAAAGUCAAACUCGUCAUCGAGCUCGGAGGUGGCUCAAAGGGGACAUUACGGAUCAACGGAGCUCCCCACGCUGUCUCUUCGGCUCGGCUCGCCCCUCGACCAGUUUUAGAUGCCGGGUUUGCCUUGGGAGUAGGAGCAGAGGCUCUAUCAAAUAUUAGUUCCAGUGCCGGACAAGCGAAUAUAUCAGGCAGUGUAUCCUCGACCCCAGCUCCCAGUACUCAAUCCCGUGCAGCCAGCAUUACGAGUACGGUCCCCUCUGGGCUAACGACGUCGACUCGAACCGCUGCCGCCCAAAAAUCGAUUCAAACUCUUAUUCGCCGGUCAUACACGUACUUUACGGCGUUGUUGCAAGAGCCGGACAUCAAAUGGCGUCCCUUGCUGGAGUCACGAGGUGUUACUGUAACACAACUCGAUUCAAUUGACCCCACUUUGGUAGUAUAUCGAGCUGAGGCCACGUUUGUGGGCGUAGGCGUAUGGGACCUUUUAGGCGUACUAGGAUGUGAGCCAGCACGAGUUAUAUGGGAGAAAAACAUAGAGGAUGCACGACUUAUUGAGGAUGUAAGCGAACUCAGCGAGCUAUGGAGAGUCGGAUGGAAAGCCGCCUGGCCUGUCAAUCCGAGAGACACUAUUGUACUCAAGACGUCUUACAAAUCGCCCACGGCAGCACACGUCUUUUCGUUCUCCACGUCUGACGUCAAUCUAUUCCCUUUAAUUCCCCCUUCUGAGCUGCCAACAAUCCGAACGCAUGUGGAUUUGCACGGUUUCGCCAUCGAGGCACUGUCGCCUACGACUACACUCCUUACCCUGCUUGAACAGUCCUCCGCUUCCAACUCUGCUCCAUGGACUGGUCGAGGAUCCGGCGGUGUACCGGCUUCUAUGGUCGCGACGCUGGCAGGGAUCGGAGAGACUGUUAUCAGAGGUGGGGGUGCGCCGCCCGUCGUUAGCAGAUUGAGUGGUGCUAAGAAGACACGGAUGCGCUAUGACCAUGACCGUGGUAUCUGGAGAAUCGAGUACGAGAGAAGCGAAGGACGGACUCCCACUACUGCUUCUCCCAAACCUGAAGGCGAACGAAGACGAAGAUGGAAACAGUCAUUGUCGGGUUUAGGUUCUCGUUCCAGUUCCCUCUCCCGACGAGCCGGGGAAAGUGAUGAGGAUAACGAAGGCAUGGGAGCGAGCGUUGCGACGAUCAUACCUAAUAGCAAGAGAGCAUCAAGUCCAUCGAGUUCCCCAGAAUCACCUGGUGGCCGGUCAUUGACUCCAUCAAGUUUAUCAAGUCGUUCAUUAACUCCGUCCUCUACAUCCAUCUCCUCUGGCAAGGGGAUAGCAUUCCCCACCUCCGAGCCUUCGAACGACAGCAACUCAACGAUUAAUGGUGCCGGCGAAACUUCUAAUCCUAUCCCAGCGCCUGUUCCACCUAUCGAACUGGAACUUCGAGUCGAUCCCGACAAUUGGGCCCCUCUCGAAAUCGUAGUCGACCCUCCACCUUCGGCCGUCCGUGCCCUUAGACGCCACCGACUUGCGAGAGGCGGUGGUGGUUUAUGGAUCACGAUCGAGCACGCAGCUGACCAACUCUCUUCAACUUAUGGAAAUGUCAGCGGUAUCGGUUAUGCGGGAGCUGGAGGUUGGGACGACCGCAUCAACGUCGCCGUUCGCAAGGCCGCCCCACCCUCUCCCAAGGAUGGAAAUAAUCCCUCAAUCCCAACGAAAGACAAAGAUUCUCCGAGCGAAUGGGAGGACCAAAGCUCGGGUGGAGAGGGGACAAGAACGCCUGUAAGAUCCGCUCGCGAAGAGUUGCUACGAUUCCAUGGAGAGCGUGCCAGAGCUGAAUCUACCUCUAAAGUCAUGGACUCGAAGAGUCCUUUGCUCGCUGAUAGACCGGGGCACCAGCGCUCCAAUAGUCUUCUUACCGCUCCUCGCAUACAGACCGGCCGUCCAACGCUCGUUGUCAACGGUGCUCGCGUGAAAGUAGACGUAGAGGAUCUCCCUGAGGCCGAAGCAAAGGCACUAGCCAAGGCCAAAAGGGUUAAACCCAUGCGGAUCCCAUUGGACGAACCACCAGUAUUGCGGACAAAGCGUGAAAAACCCAGCGAGGACGUAUCGGAUGUCGCAGAAGGAAACGAAGGGGGUGGGGUGGGUACUGAUGGCGAAGAUACGGGGACGGGGACAGGGACGGGCAUGGUGAAGACUGUUAUGAACUGGGGUAUGGGGAUGAGCUCUUUGGGGCUUGGUAUGGGUAAGAUGUGGGCGCCCGCGGGUGCUAACAUGGGCGUAGGUGGACCCAGCUCGGGAGAGGAUUCGCAUACGGGACUUGGAAUCACAAUACCUAACGUUCAGAAUGGAGUCGAAACUGCCAUCACGUCGGUCGCGCAACCAUCGAAUCUCUUACGACUCGUCACCAACACGAGCGCCCCCCAAUCUACUCUACCGUCUGCUGCUCUGGCAGGUGAAAGGCCGCCUGUCGCUACAUCUCUCGAUGCACUUGCAUUCCUAACUCGCCAGCACUCGAACAAUCCCACGCCUGAUACGAUUCCGACCGCUGGUGGAUGGACACCUGUGACCACCAAAGCUGGACUUACGGUAACCCGGCGUACCGAGAACUUCUUGUCGACCACGCUCCCAGUGCAUCGAUGCGCCAAGGUCCUACAGGGCGUUUCGGCUGAGGAUGUCGCGAGCGCAAUCUCGUGUGUGGAAUCGAGAAAGCAGUGGGACACGUGGUUCGAUGGCAGUGCAAGCGCAGUGCUCGAAGAAUAUGGCGCUGGCGUCCGGACGGAGUUUACUGUACUCAAGGGAGGAUUUCCAUUCCGUGAUCGAGGAUUUUACGUCUCGACACUUACUGCCCGGACCACUUCUCGCGCCACAUCUGGUUCUGGCUCUGGCUCUGGCACCCCAGAUUUAAUUUUCCUCACAUCGUCUUCGUACAACCCGGCAUCUCAGUCAUUCGCGCCCGGCAAAGUGAACCCAUACACCCUGCCAGUCGGAAAUAUGCCUCUAUAUGGCUGGGUGAUUGAGACGCUCGAUCCUUAUACGGCAGAGAACUAUGCGAUUCCCAGCGCACGUUGUACUCUCUUGUAUGCGUGGAUUAUGGAGGUGCGGGUCGCGCGCUCCGACCCCUAUAGUGCGAUACCCGUCACGAACGUGAAGCUCUCGCCAUACACUAUGCCACCCCCAUCUUCUCCAAUGCAACCCCCAGCGAGUGCGAUAGAACCCACUUCAAGCUCCUCCUUUCUUUCCGUAACGAGUAGUUCGCGCAAAACACCUAGUAAUGGAGGUGGUUCCAGUGGGGGGACCGCAGGAAAUAGCACCAAUACUAGUUGGGGGCGUGCUUCGGGAUCCAGAUUCCGCAACCGAGCCCGCACUCUCUCCUCGAAUGCCAAGCGGCCCGAUAUAAACUCUGAGGGUUUGAUUGUCGCCGAGUUUAUCAUCGAUCCGAGGCUAUUCCCGGGCGGCUACGACAUCACGACUACAUCCACGUUCCUCUCUGAGAAAGCUACUCAGCCGAUAUCUCUUCUAACUGACGACGAUAGCUCCACAACAACAACACGAAUAAUACCACUGCGCGCUCAAGUAUUCACUCUUCCUGUUUCUCCACUUCGCGCGUCUGCGGCGACAACUACCCCCCAGUCGUCAGUUGAAGUUCUGGAUCCUCUCACUGGUGAGACACGCCGCGGCCCUGAACAACCCGAAUGGAAGCAGAGACUAGCAAACGAGCAUGCAAUCGUUAAAGUCAGUAUCGGGCCGAGUACCAUCAAGGACAAGAUUCGAGUUGACGGGAGCCUUAUGGAUGUUUUGAGCGAGAAGAAGUCAAUUGUUGCCCUUGGAAGGGCCGCUCUAGAAGACGAUCACGUCGGUUACCCACUGCUGGGUCGCUCGAGAGGUGGGCCUGGACCCAAGGUCCCGAACACGCUUUCUUGGCCUGUGGUCGCUGCCACCCACUUGUAUUCAGAUGAACCCAUAGUCAAAGCCCCGCCCUCCGAACCCGUACAGAAAGUUAUUGAUGAACCAACCUCUACGGAAUUUUCGCCGACAGAGGAGGGCUCGACCUCGGCUCCCAAAUCUCCCACACGGCCUGCGCAAGUUCGUCGCUCUUCUACGUCGCUCUUUGGAUUCCUCUCCGCAUAUACCAACACAGUAAACAAGAUGCCGUCCAUUACGGAUGCCGAAAAGGAAUCAAAGUCCCAAACACAAGAGCCUCAGCCCGAAGCUCAGGCUCUCGAGCAGCCCAAGACCCCGCAGUGGUACCUACCGAACCCAGGCAACUCUUACUCGACCGACAGCAUUCAACCAUGA